AUUUUCUAACAUUUUCCGGUCCCACCACUAACAAUAUGCUCACCGCCACGUGUCUCUGCUGGCUUUUCGUAUUCUCACUGACCCAGAAUUCACUGGAAGCUCGUGUUAUCACUGAUAACAAGCUUAGUCUUGAAAAAAGAGCUCAAAAUCGUCUAAAACGGGAGUUUAUUCCGCAGAAUUCACCGCUGAACAACGUCCGAUCCGCCUUGCAAUGGAGGCCGAACAGUCAGCAACCACAGGGACAAGUUUAUAAAUAAAUCGAUAUAUUAAUAAAAUUUUUAUUGAUU
This is a messenger RNA of Caenorhabditis elegans, 287 nucleotides long. It is a transcript of the gene Y66A7A.9, whose product is annotated as Neuropeptide-Like Protein. NCBI's taxonomy places the organism in Eukaryota, Metazoa, Nematoda, Chromadorea, Rhabditida, Rhabditidae. The coding region runs from base 36 to 257 and encodes 73 amino acids. The record is from RefSeq and is marked reviewed. The transcript has 2 exons.